CCAUUGGCUCCGUGACGUCAUCGCAGAGCAGCGCAGGACUCUCUCCAGCAGCGGCGUGUCCUCCUCAACAAACGCGAGCAAUGCGAACCGAACGCCAGCGAAACGCGCUCCGCAGACCGGCGCACGCCGCGGAUUAAACCGGGGACCUCUUCAGAUCAUGACGGAGACGGCGGAGAAGUGAAGCCCGAACGCGUUGAUUAACGUCACGCAGCGCGCUCUGAUUCCGCGUACUAGACGCGCAGUAUGCAGGAGCCCAGCUGAUCGAGACUCGAACCCCCAGCUCUUAGAUAACCCCACGAACCACUGCUCGACUGCAGAACCAGAAACAGCUCAAAUUAGCUCAUUAGUCCGGCUCCUAAACUCAUUAAUGAUGGCGGGAAUCCUGCUGGUCACCGCCAACGUCGGAUCGCUGUUUGAAGAUCUGGAGAACCUACAGAAGACGUGGCUGCGGGAGUUUUACCAGACGGUUCAGACGCACCGGCCGCUCUUCCUCGCUCUUCACUGUCAGGAGGUCGGAGGGAAGAACUACGAGGCGUCUAUGACACACGUGGACAGCUUCAUCAAAGAGCUGCUGUCCAGUGACGUCAUGAAGGACUACAACCGCGCUCGUGUCUACCUCGACAAGAACUACAAAUCCCAGGAGCAGUUCACAGCACUGGGAUGUUGCUACUUCAUCCACGAAUCCUUGAAAAACAUCCAGCAGUUUGAUUUCAAAGCCAAGAAGUUCAGGAAGGUGGUUGGAAAGGAGGUGUGUUCGGAUGCUCUUCCGAGCGCAGCCUCGCUGGAGAAGGAGAAGUUUCCUCAGGACUAUUUCCCUGAGUCUAAAUGGUCCAGAAAAGGCUUCAUCCGAACCCGAUGGGCGCUGGCUGACUGUGCCUUCGACCUGGUGAACAUCCACCUGUUUCACGACGCGUCUAACCUGGUGGCGUGGGAGAAGAGUCCGUCGGUGUACUCGGGGACGAGGCAGAAAGCGCUGGGCUUCGUGCUGGACAGGAUCACGGAUCAGCGCUUCGAGCGGCUGCCGUACUUCAUCUUCGGAGACUUCAACUUCAGGCUGGACUCCAAGCAGGUCAUUGAGAGUCUGUGCUCAAACGCUAGCAUGCAGACGGUCAGAUCCACUGACACCAAUGAAAUCGACAAACUCAUCUUCAGAGAGUCAGACAAUGACCACAAGGUUGUCCUCCAGCUGGAGAAGAAGUUAUUUAACUACAUUAACCAGGACGUUUUCCGGGAAAACAAUGGAACGCAGCUCUUAGAGUUCGACAGAGAGCUGUGUGUGUUUAAGGAGCGUCUGCAGGAGCUGGACAUCUCGUUUCCUCCGAGUUAUCCGUACAGUGAAGACUCCAGUCAGGGGAAGCAGUACAUGAACACUCGAUGUCCCGCCUGGUGUGACCGGAUCCUCAUGUCCUCCUCGGCCAGAGACCUGCUCGUCAAGCCAGAGAAUGAGGAGAAAUCAAUAACAUACGACAACAUCGGCCCCAGCGUGUGUAUGGGGGACCACAAGCCGGUCUACUUAUACUUUCGGUUAAACACCGGAGCAGGUAAACCUCACGCAAACAAGCACAAGUGUUGUGUCCUGCAGUGAUCUGCAGGAAAAUGUUGCCACAGGUUGGAGAAGAUUUCAUGAAAAGCGUCGCUGUGAGAAGCUGGAUGGACACACACACACACACACACACACAUGCACAAACAGAGGACCCUGUAAAGACUUUUCAGCAGGACUGACCAGUCGCAUUUGUCCAAUGCAUGCAAUCACGUCUAUAGAAACGGCACGCUGCGUUUAUGAAUGCUUCAGGAGUCGAGAUCAUGUUCACACACACGCUGCAUUUCCACUAAAUCAGAUGUUUCUCGUUUCUCAAACUCUAAUAGAACAUCAGAAACACUACAGAUCUUAAAAAGCGUCCUUGCAGAUUUUAGAUAUGCCUCAUAAUAUAACCAGCUACUUCCAUACAGUAAGAUGUUUUAAAAAGUGCAAUGCAAGAACUCUUGUUGUAUUUCUCUAAGGCUAGGUUUAUUU
Molecule: messenger RNA, 2014 nt
Organism: Carassius carassius (crucian carp)
Lineage: Eukaryota; Metazoa; Chordata; Actinopteri; Cypriniformes; Cyprinidae
Product: inositol polyphosphate-5-phosphatase A-like
Exons: 16
Coding region: 368-1585 (405 amino acids)
Biological process (GO): phosphatidylinositol dephosphorylation
Molecular function (GO): inositol-polyphosphate 5-phosphatase activity
Source: RefSeq, a predicted model, not a curated record